AUGGCUCCUUCAUCCUCUGCAGACUCAGUGAUCAACUCGAGCUUCACAGUGAAGAACUGGGUCGCCCACGUCAAUGGCAGCCUCGACCAAGACCUCGAAAGCGUCACAGAACACUCCUUCAGCAUUUUCCAAGUCCCAGGCAACCUCAGAUCCCAAAACCCAGAAGCCUACGCUCCCCAGCUGAUCGCCAUAGGCCCUCUCCACCAUUUCAAGCCAGAGCUCUACCCAAUGCAGACGUUCAAGCUCGCCGCGGCGAAACGGGCACACAGCUCCCUCCAUCUCCCCUCAUUCCCGGAGUUCGUCCGGUGCCUGUCCACAUUACUGCCCGCGAUCCGCUGCUCUUACGACAAGCACCUGGAAAUCUCCGACGAAGCCUUGGCGUGGAUCCUGGCGAUUGACGGUUUAUUCCUGCUCGACUAUCUGCACAAUUAUGGGGAGCUCCGUCACAGUUCCCGGCGUCACUUCCUUGACUCUUCCGAGAGAAAGGUCAACGGAGAUAGCGUAGUGAAAGAUGUCCUGAUGCUGGAAAACCAAAUCCCUCUUUCCCUGCUCAUGGAGGUAGAAACCAAGUACGCCGAUUCCUCCAUCUCCGAGCCUUUAACUGUGCUGUUAUUUGACUUCUGUUGCAAGCUGUCGCCUUUCGACCUGCACGAGACGUACCCGGAUGUCGGCCUUAUCGAGCCGCGGCACUUGCUGGACGUUAUGUACCAGUUGAUUUGGCUGAAAGACAAACCUCUGGAUGAACGGGCGAGAAUGGGGAGGACAACAAAGGCUGCAAUCAGAAUAGCAGAGGAGUUUGUCGCCGAUCUCUGGGACGAAGCGAAAGAUGCCAACAUCGGUCUGAUUCAGUCUGUGGCGGCGCCAGUGGAUCGUGUCGUCCGCUUGUCGAAAGCUCUGGGGAUCUCCGACCGGUUGAGGAAGGCGAUUGGAGAGGACGAGGAAGAGGUUCUGCUCCCCACGGCUUCCCAGUUGAGAAGCGUCGGCUUACAGUUUGGCUGUACUAGAGAUGGCAUCCGAAGCCUCCGUUACGACACCAAUUUGAAAAUGCUGUGGCUUCCGGCGUUCACCUGGAACCCCAACUGCGAGGUGCUGAUCAGAAACCUUGUGGCUUACGAGUUGAUGGCGAAGUCGGAGAAUCUGAUCGUGAACCGGUGGGUUCAGCUGAUGAGUUGUUUGGUCAGGAGUGCAGCCGACGUGAUGAUGCUGAAGGAAGAGAGGAUCAUCGUACUUCCGACGGAUACUGAGGAUGGGAAGAUUGUGGAGCUAUUUGCUGGGAUGGCAGGGAGUGGUAAUCCGGAAGACAAGACGGGUUUUGAUGAUCACGUCAAGGGAGUGAAUGAGCUCUACAACAGCCAUAGGAAGAUCAAGAUGUCGAAGGUGGUGAAGAAGUAUCUGAAGGUUUCGUGGGAUGUUGCUAAGGUGAUGGCUGCUGUGUUGCUGUUGGUGAUGUUAGGUGUUCAGACAUUCUGCGACGUGUACAAGUGCCAUUGA
Molecule: messenger RNA, 1491 nt
Organism: Linum tenue
Lineage: Eukaryota; Viridiplantae; Streptophyta; Magnoliopsida; Malpighiales; Linaceae
Source: the annotation of a GenBank genome assembly